Messenger RNA from Passer domesticus (house sparrow), 6816 nucleotides. It is a transcript of the gene WNT7B, whose product is annotated as Wnt family member 7B. Gene Ontology annotation, molecular function: cytokine activity; frizzled binding. Gene Ontology annotation, biological process: positive regulation of JNK cascade; multicellular organism development; cell fate commitment. The coding region runs from base 2873 to 3922 and encodes 349 amino acids. NCBI's taxonomy places the organism in Eukaryota, Metazoa, Chordata, Aves, Passeriformes, Passeridae. The transcript has 6 exons. The record is from RefSeq and is a predicted model, not a curated record. Gene Ontology annotation, cellular component: extracellular region.
AGGCAAGGAUUAAAAUAUCCAUAUAAAAGACACAAAUAUUCUAGAAAACAGAUGAGGGAUGAAUGAAGAGUAAACUUUUUUUGGCACAUCCUUAUAAAACUACUCACUAGAGGUCAUCUUCAUCUGAAAACCUCUUUAAUGGGGCAUUUGUUUUUGAUUUAAGACACCAGAAAUAUUUCUAACUCCUAAGAAGUAGCCUAUGAAUGAACAUUUAUUUCCAUUGGCUUUACCAUAGCUGUAAAUAAAUUGCAGACUCUACUCAGUAAGAGCAGUAGAUGUUUUUAAAUAAUGGCUGGUGGAAAAGACAGCAAGCUAAACAAACCAAUGUUCUCAUGUUUAGGUUGGCAGCAUUAAUAUCAUCAAUCCUGUGCUUUCAAAAAUAAUGUCUGGACUCUCCCUCCCCCCACUUCUAUUAUUAGAUUUACUUUAAAAAUCAGGAUAAUUUUAAAUAUUGCAAUUCUAGAUAUGCUUGUUUUUCUUAGAAGACCAUAGUGUCUGUGAGCAGGUUAAAAAAAAAUCACAUUUAGGAGUUUUUCUUGGCAUCUCACAUGUAUGGAAUAAAAUAAUCCAGAGGUUUUCAUUUGUCAUUUUAAAACAUCAAGCAUUGCAAAGCAUGUGAUUAGCUUUUGAAAUCUAGAAGUAAUGUACUGUCAAAUGUAUAUAAAUACAGAUCAUCAGAGUAAUUUUUAAAAACAACCACUUAAAAUUGAGAGAUGAUAUUUUUAUUCCAAACAGGAGGGUUCAUAUUCACACAGAUUUAUCUCAGAAUAGUAAGCAGUAUACAAUAAAACUAAUUAAUAAUUUCAAUAUGAAUAAAGCCUGUAAAGUCCUGUAUUUUUGUGAAGAGAUGGUUAUCAAGUCUGUUGAUGAGUUAUUCUUAGGAGAAAAAUGAAUGUUUAAAGGCUCAAUUACAAGAUAAAGAAUAUGACCUAAACAUAGGUUUGCAAUUACGGAGUUUCUUACUGGCUGCUGAAAUAAAUUGAAUAUCUUCUUGAUAUGAGAGGGAAAAAAAAUAUACUCUUACAUCUGCACUGUUUGCCUUUCAGGAUGUUUCCCUGACAAGAGAUUGCACCAGGUAGCAGGACACAAAUAGACACUUUGACUCUAGACCUGAGAUUUCUGGAAAGUGUAGUUUAGAAAUCAGAAAGAAAAGAAAAAAACCAAAACUGACAGAGUUUUUCUCUUUUAUAUAUGGUUAUUUGCAAUUAUUGAAAUGACAAGGUUUUUGGUUUUGCAAUUAAUGAAGCUACAAGAUUUCGUAUUUGCAGUUAGUGAAAAUGCAAGAUUUUUGUGUGGUUUCAUGCAGUGAUGCUGUUCUGGUCUGGGGGAAAUCACAUUUCUUCUGAUGACAGAAAUGCAUUUAAGCAUUUAUCUGAGAGUUUAUAAGCAAUACCUUUGAAAGCAGUAAGAUGAAUUGCUAAAGGAGAUUCACAUGAUUAAGCUGUAUCACCAGUGAUGUACUGACAAAUGAAGAAAGAGGUAAGCUCAUCCGUGUUGUGGUCAAGCCUGGGGAAGUGAGUGAUUUCCACACUGCUCAAAUUAGGAACGAGUACAUUUUCUCUCAGUGUGUGGCAAUGAAGCCAGAACAUGGAUGGAUAGAGAUGAUGUGUAAUGGGGAUGGGAUGCAGUGUAAGUGGAAACCUCAUGAUAUCUUAGAGCUCCAAAUGUUGAUGUCUGGCUUGAUUGGAAGAGAGAACCAUUGUCACAUUUUAUUUGUCAAUUAAUGCUCUUCCCCCUUAUAUUUCUCUUGCUUACUCUUAACAAGGCACCCCGUCUUCUUACAAUGAAAAGUAAAUCUCUGGAGGGUUACCUGAGGAAGGACUCCAAAGGACCCUGCAACUCCAGACUCACAAUCUCUCUACAUACAACAGGGAUAAAACCAGUAUCUGAGAAUUUUUCAAAGUAAUAUAGUCAACGCAGUAAGAAAUCAGUUCAUGAAGAACAGAAGAAAGAAUCUAAAAUUAUAUUAAGUCCAGAACAACAAAGCCAGGAAAGCUUCAGUUAUCAAGGGAGGAGUUUGUGAGAAAGUCUGUAAAUUCCAUUUCAUGCUGCAAUAAAGAUGUGUACUGUACCUCUGCUUGAACACUGACUCUCCGAUUGGAUGAGACAAGCAAACAGAAUUUUCAAACCAACAUUUACCUGUAAAUACGAAACACCUGAAACAACUGAGCACGGACAACUGUGUUACUUAUUAAUUGAAUUAGCUGUCUGCUAAACUGAUGGAGGCUUAAUAGUCUUGGGAAUUAGAGGAAGACUGAUAGCUUGAGAAAGUGGAACAUAUUCCAGGUAAUGAGAUGUACAAGAGAGGAAAGAAAAAGGGAAGGAACUUAGAUGGAAGCCAGUGGUGAUCAGAUGCUGUUUUGCAUAAUACCAAGUGAGAGAAGAACUAAGAGAGCAGUGUACAGGUCAGUUACUACGUAAGACCAGAUUCAAACCUUGACUAUGGUGCAGAUUUUAUUGCCAUUAAGUCGUUACCAUGCUAGAUGCACAUGCCAAAAACAUAAUCUUUUACCAGUUUUGUACCCUUCUGCUGAAUCAAAGCUCAAAGAUGAUUGAGAACACAUCUCGGCAUCAGAGGCUCACUGAAGUACAUCCCAAGCCUGAAAACAACUCUGGCAUCAGAGAGUGGGUUUGGUUGUCUCUUACCAGGAAGAGAAGGGACAUCUUAGACAAAGGAAGCAGCUUUAAUAUCGGAGCCGGUUUCGGUCACCAUGGCUCUGGGAAGAGCUGCCUAUUUGCGCGGAGUUGACUUUUUACAGCUCGGCCGGCUUUGCUCCUGGGUAGCUUCAGCAAUGCUCUUGACUGGGAUUUAAUCGACAAGAUCAGUUCGGCUUUUUGUGCAAUUUUUAUGGCUCAGUCCAUUUUCUAGAUCAUGCACAGAAACUUUCGGAAGUGGAUUUUCUACGUGUUUCUAUGCUUUGGAGUCAUCUAUGUCAAAUUAGGAGCUUUGUCAUCCGUGGUGGCUUUAGGAGCUAACAUAAUCUGCAACAAAAUCCCAGGCCUGGCGCCUCGGCAGCGCGCGAUCUGCCAGAGCCGCCCCGAUGCCAUCAUCGUGAUCGGGGAAGGGGCACAGAUGGGAAUCAAUGAGUGCCAGUACCAGUUUCGGUACGGGAGAUGGAACUGCUCUGCGCUGGGAGAGAAAACAGUCUUUGGACAAGAGCUUCGAGUAGGAAGCAGGGAGGCUGCGUUCACCUAUGCCAUUACUGCUGCCGGGGUUGCACACGCUGUCACGGCCGCCUGCAGCCAGGGCAACCUCAGCAAUUGUGGCUGUGACCGAGAGAAACAGGGCUACUACAACCAGGAGGAGGGCUGGAAGUGGGGAGGCUGCUCUGCGGAUAUCAGAUACGGCAUUGAGUUCUCCCGGAGGUUUGUUGAUGCCCGAGAAAUCAAAAAGAAUGCACGGAGGCUGAUGAACUUGCACAACAAUGAGGCUGGAAGAAAGGUUCUCGAAGAGAGAAUGAAAUUGGAGUGCAAGUGUCAUGGAGUUUCAGGUUCCUGUACAACUAAGACCUGCUGGACCACGCUUCCUAAAUUCAGAGAGAUUGGAUAUAUUUUGAAAGAGAAAUACAAUGCCGCAGUGCAGGUGGAGGUGGUAAGAGCCAGCAGACUGAGGCAGCCAACCUUCCUGAAGAUCAAGCAGAUUAAGAGCUACCAGAAACCCAUGGAGACGGAUUUAGUGUACAUUGAAAAGUCACCCAACUACUGUGAGGAAGAUGCUUCCACAGGGAGCGUCGGCACCCAGGGACGACUCUGCAACCGCACCUCUCCCAACGCGGACGGGUGCGACAUGAUGUGCUGCGGAAGAGGCUACAACACGCACCAGUACACCAAGGUGUGGCAAUGCAACUGCAAAUUCCACUGGUGCUGCUUUGUGAAGUGCAACACGUGCAGCGAGCGGACAGAGGUGUUCACCUGCAAAUAGCGGCAGCGCGCCGAGCGAACCGCCGCGGGCGAGGAAAGCGGAGUACAACAAACAACGACAGCAUCGUUUUGCACAUCUGAUCCCUCUUGGGGGAAAGAACCCCAGCCAACACCACGACAACCACUCCCUGCCCACAACUACCUAUACUUCUAAGGAUGGUGCAUUUUGGCUGGCUGGCUGUUGUAACUGCUUUGGAAACAAGGGCAACAGGAUUAAGGUGAUGUUCACAACCACAUGAAAUUUUCUCACUGUCUUUCUCUCUCCUUUUUUUUUUUUUUGAAACUACAAUCUGGGUGUUGUAGAGUUCUCUUAGUGUUUUAAAUUAUACAUAUCAGAGAAGCUGAUUGCAUUGCAGCUCCCAUGACGUUUAAAAGAAAAAGACAUUUUCUCCUAUUUUACAGCAACAAAACUGUCUGGCCCUGUGCAAACAAAGACUUUUUUAAGGAAAUGAAAUCUUCACUGACUAGAACACAGCAUUCUCUCUGCAAAAACCAAAAUUUUUAAGAAAGCAGAUAGAGAGAAAACAACAGGUAGGGAGCAAAAUCUGUGGCAGAAAUACUCCACUAUCAGUUUGGAAAUAAACCCCAACAAGUAUUCACAAAAUUACAUCAGCUGCCAGUGACACUGGAACUCUUUGAACGAACAUUAAAAAUAAUUAUUUAUGGUUUUAAUAAUAUCAAAAAAUUCUAAGCACUAACGGGUAGCUAUGUCUUAAUUCUGUACUAAAUGUAAACUUAUUGGAACUCUGACUUUAUUAUGACUUUUGUAUUUGGUUCUGCCUAAGUUCUUCAAUGCUACUGAUCUGUUGUCACUCCACAAUUAGAGAGUUCAAUUACUGUAGGCCUUAAGCAAUUGCCAGAACUGAGGGAAAACAUCACAUGAAACUUUGGUUACCAAUGUUUGAUAUCGACUUUUACCAUUUGCCUCCUGAAUUAAGAAUGACUUUUUCAGACUCAGGCCUGAGGUGUGGAGCACCUGCUCACGGCUCCUCAUAGGGAGUUUUAGGAUACAAAGAUGUGCUUCAACAAGUAUCAAAGGUUUUGCUUUGACAAUGAAUGCACUGGCAGGGUCUUCCAGGCAUUGUAUUUUCCCUUUAAUGGUUGAAAGUUAAUAUUUUCAAGACUUCUAAGAAACUUAUGCUCAGUAUGCACUCAGAAGAGGAUAAAAGUCUGGCAGCUGAGCUCCAGGUUGCUGCAACCUCUGAGCUGUCAUGGCUUCACGAGCAUAAGAAAGCCAAAAUUUGGGUUAGUCUGUGUCAUCAUUAUUUUAAGGUUGGCAAUAAUGUACCUCCUGGUAAGCACAUGAAUGUUAAAAGAAAGAAGCUCACUUCUUAAUAGCACUCAAUCCUAAUUCCCACACCUUUUCCCUAUGAGAGAUUUUAAAAACAGCCUCAGAUAUUUUACUGCUGUAAAAUCUAGUGUUUUAACCCCAAGAGCCCAGAUAUGCCCACUUAGAACACAGCCCAUUUAACCAUGUAAUUGUUUGCUUGUCCCAAGGGUCCCUGCCUGAUUUUCUGAAAACUUGGAUUAAAAAUUUCCUUACAUUUGCAUAUCUGCAUUUUUAGCUUUUGUUUAAUUUUGUUCCUUAUAUUGAGGGGCUGCAGAACCAUGAGCCCUCCCCACCUAACAUGGAAGCACUUGUCCAUCCACAUGGUGCUCUUGGGGCAAGGGGCUGGUGGACCUGGAGCUUCACCAGCCCCCGUGCUGGAUAUGUGAAUGAGCCAGAAUUACCUCUGUAAUUUGUAGACCUGUGUUAUCAAAGGUAACUAAUGAUUUGGGGACUUUUAUUUGAACAACACUUGUGAGGACCUGUCUUUCUGACCCCAAGCACUUACCCUCUGAAAAUCAGACCCCUUGGAUGACUCCCUCACAGAGUAAUGUAAAAUUGAUUUUGUUUUUUUUUUUUUUUUUAAUGUUGCUGUUGAUUUCUAAAUACCAGCCUUGGCAUGAAUGAGUGCAACUUCACAGAAGUCAACAGGGGCCCCCAAAAUACUAGAUUCACUCCAUGUAAUUUAAAGUCCCUUGGAUUAAUGGGUAUUGUUGUUGAAUAAUAGUGAUGAUACUGUACUUUCACUACAUUCUUGACAGGAAGCAAAUAAAGCUCCCAAACACAGUAAUGCACAGUCUUAUGGUACUAGAUACUGUAAAUUUAUUAGAAUAGUAUUUGUUAAGUACAAUUGAGGAAUCCAAUUAAGUUAUAUUAUUGUAUAUCGUUUAAAUGUCUAUAGAGUAUUUUAAAUUAUUGCGAACUACACUGCGUUAGAAAAAAAGAAAAAAAAGGAAAAAAGGUUAUAUAUUAUAACACCAACCACUCCAAAAAGUGGACCAAAGUGACACUUUCUCUCUUCCACACCCCUAUUUGAAAUAGCUCUGUCUGCUACUGUAAGACCACUGUAACAGUCCCAUGACUGGGUGAGCAGUCUAGAAUGUAAUGUUUCAGAGCAUCCUACAGAAGCUUUGCUCAUGUGGAGGUGCAGCAUUCCAAACGGUGCUGUAUGGCACAAGGCAGGGGCUGGCAGUGGGAAUGCUUGGACUUCGAAAUAUGUCCCAUGGAAAAGCAGUUCUGGUCAGAAAAUACCAUUCCCACUAAUAUACUGAAACACUCCCCAAAGUGACGACUUUUAACGAAGGUGUCUGUGACUAGAAGUGGGUUACACACAACUUUUAUUUUAAAAAAUGUAGUUUGAUGUCAAAGACCUGUGACAGUAGAGGUUGGAACAUGACCAGCAACAUGUGGUUUAACCAUUCCUUAGCCAUGACAGAACUCAAAAUACUUUAUGUUAUUAAAGAACUUAAGAGCAAAGAUCAAUUUGUUUACUAUGUUAAUGUUUUAUGGCAAGCAGAAAACAAAAGAUGAAAUGUGUUUCCAUUAAAACUUAAUUUUUUCCCCUUCCA